UGGAGAGUUCAGAAGGAGUCCAAUUCUUGAUCCGAAAGAUGUUUGGUUUCGCUCAAGACUUGCUGAGUGACACGCUUCAUUUGUGAAUGAUAGCACUUUUGAUGACAUGUGUUCAAGUUGGCAGGGGCCUAGGCGCAGAUUGCGCAAUGAGACAGACUUUUCGACGAGUUGGACGCUUUCGCAGCGGAAGAAGAAAGUCGAAGCUAUGUCGAAAGAGUGACCGAGCGAGACAGCAAUCACAUUGCCCGUGAAUGUUGCAUCUCACAGGGUUCGCCUGGUAGCGGGGAGCUUGGUGGGGCCAUGGCGACAUUUAUCGCUCGAUGGCUGGUAUGGGCUAGUGUACCGCUCGGCUUGCUGGACGAACGUCAAAGAAAGUCUUCGGCUUUCGUAGUAGUUCAACGAGAGACCGGUCCAAAGAAUUCUCUGAUGGGCCGCAGACUUGGCGUGACGCAUGUCCAAUCUGGCUAGUUAUCUUUCUCGCAAUCUCGUUCUGUGCAUCACCACGAUGGACGCCGCAUCUAGAGCACUGGACGUUUCGUAGCCAAGCAUGCUUCCUUUGUGAUGAUGCCGAGGAAACCGGGCAUUGCGCCGUGGCCGAUAGCGACUUGUUCGCCAGCAAUGACAAAGAAGCCCGCAGAAGAGCUUCAAACAUUCUCCUGUGCGCUGUAGACCGACAUGGAAGGGCAGACCAAGAUUUUACAAGAAGGACGCUAUACGCUGUUUUUCGGCCUUUGCCUGCGCUGAAACUUGAGGUACUGGUCUCCCGACUGCUCGCCCAUUUCGGAUGCAGGCGGAUAAAAUGCUUGCGGAAAGAGACAGGCUGCGAGAAGGACACAGUGGAUACUCGUGCUUCAGUAGCAAGCGGCACUAGCCACAGCCUGCGGGCUACGUUGACUCUCUGAGCCCCAAGCGCCUGACUUGUUAUGGCUGUCUCUGUUGGAUGGAUGUCGUAGCACAGGAUGCACCUUCGCGGCACGAGCAGCAAUCACAUCUCGUGAAUGUCUGCGAGUCAAGAGGCAAGAGUUAGUGAGUGUCUCGCGUGCACAGUCCUAGCGCCUGUUGCACGCUUGCCCACACGUGAUCGAGCAGAUGCAUUCCUGCGUCGUAUGUGCAUCUUUCUCAUUGCGUGUCGCAAGAAUGAAUGACCAGACCCUGCUCGAUGCUUACUUCUUGACUUUCGAGUAUUGCCCCAGACAACAAGCGCUACUGUCGGGCGAGAUUACCAAGUCUAAAAGGAGCAAUGCGCAAUUUGGGUGGCAUGGCAAAAGUGGGACGUGAAGUACAAAUCCAGCAUACCGCCUUCUAUAUAGAGCCGGACACGGCUUGUUGGACGCCUGGAUGGACGGCUUGAUGUGCUUACGGGGUCGCAUUGCCCAUCGACAUGCUUUCCUUGACAGCAAAAUUUUCAAGGUCACAGGAACUUGUGCGAGGUACCUAGACCGCCUUCUUAUGCCACGGGGGGCUGAGUUUCUCUUUUUCUUGGCAUCUACUUGUGACUCCUUUCGCUCCUCGAUGUUUUACGCUGCUCACCAAGAAGGUGCGUUCCUUCCAGCCUUGACAUGAUAUUCUCGACAUCUAGCU
Molecule: messenger RNA, 1581 nt
Organism: Ceraceosorus bombacis
Lineage: Eukaryota; Fungi; Basidiomycota; Exobasidiomycetes; Ceraceosorales; Ceraceosoraceae
Source: the annotation of a GenBank genome assembly